GCCGCCGGGGGGCGGCAGCAGCAGCAGCAGCAGCGCCGCCUCCGCCUCCUCCAACGCCGCCGCAGCUCCCGUCCUGGCGGCGUCCGCAGGGCAGAGGCAGAGGCAGAGGCAGGCAGGCAGGCGGCGGCCGCGGCUCCUCCAUCCCCGCCCGAGGGGCUCCGAGCGAAGGCGGGCAGGGCUGAGCGGAAGGAGGAACCAUGGCUCUGGACGGUAUAAGGAUGCCAGAUGGCUGCUAUGCCGAUGGGACGUGGGAGCUGAACGUCCACGUCACAGACCUGAACAGAGAUGUAACGCUGAGGGUCACAGGGGAAGUCCACAUUGGUGGUGUCAUGCUGAAGCUGGUGGAAAAGCUUGAUGUCAAAAAAGAUUGGUCUGACCAUGCUCUGUGGUGGGAAAAGAAGAGAACCUGGCUCCUUAAAACUCACUGGACCUUGGAUAAGUAUGGGAUACAGGCGGACGCCAGGUUGCAGUUCACCCCCCAGCACAAACUGCUCCGGCUCCAGCUUCCGAACAUGAAGUAUGUGAAGGUGAAAGUGAACUUCUCUGACAGAGUCUUCAAAGCAGUGUCGGACAUCUGCAAAACCUUCAACAUCAGACAUCCAGAAGAACUCUCCCUUUUAAGGAAGCCCAGAGAUCCCACCAAGAAGAAAAAGAAAAAACUAGAUGAUCAAUAUGAAGAUGAGACACUUGAGCUGGAAGGACCAUUAAUUACCCCUGGAUCAGGGAGCAUUUACUCAAGCCCAGGACUUUAUAGCAAAACCAUGACACCAACUUACGAUUCUCACGAUGGAAGCCCUUUAUCACCGACUUCUGCUUGGUUUGGAGACAGUGCUUUGUCAGAAGGGAAUCCAGGUAUUCUUGCUCUCAGCCAGCCAAUCACCUCUCCAGAAAUUCUGGCAAAAAUGUAUAAGCCUCAGUCGCUUCUGGAUAAGGCCAAGAUCAACCAAGGGUGGCUGGACUCCUCAAGAUCACUGAUGGAGCAAGAUGUGAAAGAGAAUGAAGCCUUACUUCUCCGGUUCAAGUACUACAGCUUCUUUGAUCUGAAUCCUAAGUAUGAUGCGAUCCGAAUCAACCAGCUCUACGAACAGUCAAAAUGGGCUAUUCUCUUGGAGGAAAUAGAGUGCACAGAGGAGGAGAUGAUGAUGUUUGCAGCAUUGCAGUACCACAUCAAUAAGCUAUCAAUCAUGUCCUCCGAAAAUCACUUGAACAACAGUGACAAAGAGGUGGAUGAAGUCGAUGCUGCCCUUUCCGACCUGGAAAUAACUCUGGAAGGUGGGAAGACAUCGACCAUUCUGGGCGACAUCACUUCGAUCCCUGAGCUUGCCGACUACAUUAAAGUGUUCAAGCCAAAGAAACUGACACUCAAGGGCUAUAAGCAGUAUUGGUGCACCUUCAAAGAUACGUCAAUCUCUUGUUACAAGAGCAAAGAAGAAUCCAGUGGGACUCCAGCUCACCAGAUGAACUUGAGAGGCUGCGAGGUGACUCCUGAUGUCAACAUUUCUGGUCAGAAGUUUAACAUCAAACUUCUCAUCCCAGUGGCUGAGGGCAUGAAUGAAAUUUGGCUCCGUUGUGAUAACGAAAAGCAGUAUGCUCACUGGAUGGCAGCUUGUCGUCUAGCCUCCAAGGGCAAGACCAUGGCAGACAGUUCCUACAAUUUAGAAGUCCAGAACAUCUUGUCUUUUCUGAAAAUGCAGCACCUGAACCCAGAUCCACAGAUAAUUACCGAACAGGUCAACCUGGACAUCAAUCCUGAAUGUCUGGUUUCCCCAAGAUACCUGAAGAAAUACAAGAACAAACAGAUCACUGCCAGGAUUUUAGAGGCCCAUCAGAACGUCGCUCAGAUGAGUCUCAUUGAAGCCAAAAUGAGGUUUAUACAAGCUUGGCAGUCCCUUCCCGAGUUCGGCAUCACACACUUCAUUGCAAGGUUCCAAGGGGGUAAGAAGGAGGAACUUAUUGGCAUCGCCUACAACCGGCUGAUCCGGAUGGAUGCCAGCACCAGCGACGCCAUCAAGACGUGGCGAUUCAGCAACAUGAAACAGUGGAAUGUAAAUUGGGAGAUCAAAAUGGUGACGGUGGAAUUUGCAGACGAUGUCCGUGUUUCCUUCAUCUGCACGGAGGUGGAUUGCAAGGUGGUGCACGAGUUCAUCGGAGGCUACAUUUUCUUGUCAACGCGCGCAAAAGACCAGAACGAAAGCUUAGAUGAAGAAAUGUUCUAUAAACUGACCAGCGGCUGGGUGUGAGUUCAAAGAGAACCCCCCCGUUAUCGUGACACAAACUCAAUGGCCAUAUUAAUAUUUAACUUCAAAAGCUGUUAUUUGAAAUAUGCUGCUUAAUCAAGUUAAGAUUGAAGUGUAUCUUUUCUUUUUAAUGUCAUGGGAAACUUUGCCUUAGCAGACCAGUUUUGAUAUAUGUGCACUAAACAGCACUUCCGUUAAUCUGCUAGAACAAAACAGUAACAUGGAGUGCGUAACGCAAACACUCAGUGCCUCCCAUUUCCCCCACCCCGCCUUGGCAAGAAAGUGAGGCUGAUCAGGUUAAUUUCUGACAGAUGUAAGCUAACCAAAUCAGUAAAAACCUCUAAGCCAUUUAACUACAAAGAUACCCAGGGGCCUAAUCUAUAUGAAGUCUAUUUAUCAUGUUUAAUGCAUGUUUUGUGGGUUGUUUUAAAAAUAUAUAUAGGGGAAAUAUAUAUAUAUUGUAAAAUUGACAUCCAUGUGUUAAACGUCCUUCCUACUUCAGAGCAGAAUUUCUUGCACGUGGCCCAGGAACCGUGGUUGCAGCAGCCCUUCCCUGUUCGUCCCAGCAGGGUUUGUGGCUGGGCUCCUGGGUUCAGCAGCAGCUCUUUGUGGACUGCAUUCUGUUACCCCUGACUUCUCACACUACAUAUAAUUGGGCCCAUUGCAGAGGCCUAAAACUUCUACAAAAGCAAUCCUGCGUGGCCUUGAAAAGGAAAAAAAAAACCCUUUGUUAGAUUUUAAGUGUAUUUGUUGUAACUUCUCGUUUCCUUUCAAUAAUCAUUUAUAUCUUGUGCGUCUCUCUUUCGCCUCUCCCCUUAUUUUAUUUUUACACCGUAUUGUAUUACAACCAAGUUUAGUAUUCACCAGCAUAGCUACUCUCUACCUAAGAUAUGCAAAAAAAAAAUAUUUCAUUACAACAUGAAGUAAAGGUCUAUGAAGUAUAAGGAUUUUUUGUGUGUAACUAAUGUAAAAAGAAAAACACAAAUUUUAUAAAAUUGUACAGGUUUUUCUUUUUUUAAAAAAAGGUAGUCUCACAAGCCAAAGUAGGUGAACCGCAGUGUCCUCAAGCAUAUUGGCCUUAAUAUGUUUUUAAUCUAAGUUAAAAUCUUGUUGUUUUAUAGCUGUGCCACAAAGCCCUUAGCAACGAGAUUCGGUUGCCUGGCAUUCACGGGGUUCCCAGUUCCAGAUUAACACUAACCGCCAGGGUUCCCUGACUCGCCCAGUGCCGAGAGAUAACCAGUAUUGUGUUGGGUAGUCCAUCACUCAAAGACCAUGUACAAAUGCUUUGUAUUUUAAAUAAAGGUCAAAUCUUUUAUUUAA
Molecule: messenger RNA, 3557 nt
Organism: Eublepharis macularius
Lineage: Eukaryota; Metazoa; Chordata; Lepidosauria; Squamata; Eublepharidae
Gene: FERMT2
Product: FERM domain containing kindlin 2
Exons: 15
Coding region: 198-2240 (680 amino acids)
Biological process (GO): integrin-mediated signaling pathway; cell-matrix adhesion
Cellular component (GO): focal adhesion; extrinsic component of cytoplasmic side of plasma membrane
Molecular function (GO): integrin binding
Source: RefSeq, a predicted model, not a curated record